GAGGAAGACACAACAUGUUCCAUUUUUCUACUACACUUGUUCUGAAUCCUCAACCUCACAAACUCUUCUCUCCCUUCCCCAUCUUCCCUUCUGCUAUCACUCACAGCAAGUUCAAAUCUUUACAAACUCUUAAAUUCCCCAGAAAGUGGAACCUCCCCUCUCUCGUUUCGUCGUUGCACCCACCACAGCAAGAUGAUGAUGAUGACGACUUCGAAGAACACGUUAUCGGAGACUGCGUCGUCUUCGAGGAUGGCAUCUUCGAAGACCCCAUUUUUCAGGAAGACCUCGAUUCCGAUAAUCUCACCGUUAAAAAACCCAAACGCAAUUCCAAGAAAAAGGUGGCAGUGAUUGCUGCUGAGAAUUUGGUUCCGGAGAAGUGGAAAGAAGCCCAAGCAGAGAUAAACAUUACGAAGAAAGAGAGGCGCAAGAUAGCUCAGGAAUUGGAGUUCAAUAGCAAGGUUGAUAAGAAGAAAAGAGGGUUGGUUCCCCUUAGGGAUAUGAAUCUGAAUGAGUAUCAGGCUUAUAAGGAGGCUAAAUUGGCACAGCUGCAACCUCUGAUUCUGGAUAACCCUUCUAAAAUUCCUGAUAAAGAAGAGGUCCUAGAGGAAAAAGAAGAUGAAUUUAAUAAUGGGUCUGGUGGUGAGCGUGUAGAGCCCAAGAAUCCUAGGUGGGCUGUUUAUGGUAGGGGUUUGGAGGAUGUUACAGAGUUUUUCAAUAGUGUGAACUACGACCCUAGUGCUAAGAACACUGAAGGUCGUCGCAAGUUGUUCACUAAGGAGGAGAAGGUUUUAUUGAACAUGCGAAUACCGGAUUUGGCAGUUGCCACUUCAGAUAAAUGGCUUCCUCUGCACACUCUCGCUACAUGUGGAGAGUUGGAGUUUUUAGAUUCUUUGUUGAAGCAUAAUGUUGAUAUAAAUGCUGUGGAUAAGAAUGGUUUGACUGCUCUUCACAAAGCGAUAAUUGCCAAAAAGAUGGCCAUAACCAACUAUCUCCUGCGAAAUUCAGCUAAUCCCUUUGUACAGGAUAAAGAUGGGGCCACCUUGAUGCACUAUGCUGUACAAACAUCUUCUAGCCGGACAAUUAAAAUACUCUUAUUGUAUAAUGUGGAUAUAAAUCUUCAGGACAAUGAUGGCUGGGCACCAUUACAUCUUGCAGUUCUAACUCAGAGAACAGAUGUAGUGAGGCUUCUGCUGAUUAAAGGUGCUGAUAAGACAUUAAAAAACAAGGAUGGUUUAACUCCACUUGACCUUUGCCUUUACUCUGGCCAAAACGUCAGAACAUAUGAGAUAUUCAAGUUGUUGAAGCUCCCUCUAAGGCGUGUAAGACACAUAUGACAGAUGCAGCUAAGAAACAAUACAACUUUCGAAAGAUUUGUAGUAAUGAGUAACAAAUGAAUAGCCAUUGCCAAGUUUUGCAUCACAUGUAUUGUAUUAUAUAGAAAUUUAUAUUUAAAACAUGAUAGGAAAAUAGGGAAUAUCUUCAUGAAGAAAAAUGACAUUUCAUUUUUUAUUUUAUUUUAAAUGUGAUUUCAAAUUUGAAUGCUGAACCCAAGAAACAUCAAGCGUGGCCAAUGAAAACAUAUUUAU
Messenger RNA from Gastrolobium bilobum, 1586 nucleotides. RefSeq names its product ankyrin repeat domain-containing protein, chloroplastic. The coding region runs from base 15 to 1334 and encodes 439 amino acids. Lineage: Eukaryota; Viridiplantae; Streptophyta; Magnoliopsida; Fabales; Fabaceae. The transcript has 7 exons. Gene Ontology annotation, molecular function: protein binding; chloroplast targeting sequence receptor activity. The record is from RefSeq and is a predicted model, not a curated record. Gene Ontology annotation, cellular component: chloroplast outer membrane. Gene Ontology annotation, biological process: protein targeting to chloroplast.